AUCAAAUGUUAUCUCUAAAAUGUGUAUUCAUGUAUAUUUGAAAUUAAUUUAUCAUUAUUAUAACAUAAUUUUUGCCCAGGCCUUUUGUAAAGGCCAUUGAACUGUUGUUAUGGUCCUACGACCCACGAGUGUUGAAAAGUGCAAGGCACCAUGACUGUAGUCAUUGGAUUUGAAGGGAGUGCUAAUAAGAUUGGUGUGGGUAUAGUCAGAGAUGGAGAAGUCCUGUCAAACCCUAGGCGCACCUACAUCACACCACCUGGUCAAGGAUUCUUGCCUGGUGAGACAGCCAAACACCAUCGUAGUGUUAUACUUACUGUUCUCCAGGAGGCACUAGAUGAAGCAGGGUUAAAACCGGCAGAUAUUGACUGUGUGGCAUACACAAAAGGGCCUGGAAUGGGUGCCCCUCUGGUGACGGUAGCAAUUGUGGCACGGACAGUUGCUUUGUUGUGGGGCAAACCUCUGUUGGGGGUAAACCACUGCAUAGGACACAUAGAGAUGGGCCGUUUGAUCACAGGUGCCGAGAACCCUACCGUGCUGUAUGUGAGCGGAGGAAACACCCAGGUUAUUGCUUAUUCUGAACGGCGCUACAGGAUAUUCGGAGAAACAAUAGACAUAGCUGUGGGAAACUGUCUGGACCGGUUUGCUAGAGUCAUCAAGAUAUCAAAUGAUCCAAGUCCUGGUUACAACAUCGAACAGAUGGCAAAAAAGGGCACCCAGUAUAUAGAGCUGCCUUAUACAGUGAAGGGCAUGGAUGUGUCAUUUUCUGGCAUCUUGUCCUAUAUUGAGGAGGCUGCUAACAAAAUGUUAAGUAUGGGCCAGUGCACACCUGAGGAUCUGUGUUUUUCUUUACAAGAGACUCUGUUCGCUAUGCUGGUGGAGAUCACAGAAAGAGCCAUGGCUCACUGUGGCUCCCAGGAGGUUCUCAUCGUUGGAGGAGUUGGCUGUAACCUGCGCCUACAGGAGAUGAUGGGGAUUAUGUGUAAAGAAAGAGGAGCAAAACUGUUUACCACCGAUGAGAGGUUUUGUAUAGAUAAUGGAGCAAUGAUUGCACAGGCCGGAUGGGAAAUGUUCCGCUCAGGUUGCAUCACAGAGCUGUCGGAUUCCUGGAUUACACAAAGGUACAGAACAGAUGAAGUUGAGGUCACAUGGAGAAACUGAUGUUGGCUGCCUAUCCAGCAUUUAACUGUAUUUGUGGAUUUCUAUUUAACCAAAUAAAAUGUUAUGUUGGAAAUUAAACAAGCUUUUGUAAUGGGGUUAAUUAAUUUUUUAGAAGCUGUACUAGUAAAAAACUACUUCAAUAGCCCAGUAUAAUUGCCCUUAAAAAACCUUGGUUACAAAAUAAUCAUGGUUUUGCUCUUCAUAGGAUUGGCCGGGACAUUCUUUGUCAAGAUCUUUUGCAAUUACAUUUAAAAAAAGGAUUUUGUAAGAAUUUGUAUUUUAAUAAAACCAUUUAUCUUGAAUGUUCUACUAGAUGUUAUCAUAA
Paramisgurnus dabryanus is the source of this 1483-nucleotide messenger RNA. Lineage: Eukaryota; Metazoa; Chordata; Actinopteri; Cypriniformes; Cobitidae. The record is from RefSeq and is a predicted model, not a curated record.